Messenger RNA from [Candida] anglica, 1083 nucleotides. NCBI's taxonomy places the organism in Eukaryota, Fungi, Ascomycota, Pichiomycetes, Serinales, Debaryomycetaceae. The record is from the annotation of a GenBank genome assembly.
AUGAAUUGCCAAACUCCAAAAUAUAAAAUAGAUAAUCUUAUAUUGAACUACUUCAUCCAGGAAGGGUAUCAAGAAGCGGCGAUUAGUUUCGCUAAAGAAACUGGGGUCUCGUUGGGAAUACUGGAAGAUAAUGCGGGACAGUCUCCUUCUAAUCCAUUAGCAAGACAACUUGGUUCUAUUGGUAGUAUUAGUGAUUCCCAAUUCUCAGAGUUAAUUGAUAAUUACUUUGAAGAAGAACGAGUGAAGCCAAUUCACCAGAACAAAGAUGUUGGCUUGAGAACAAAUGGAAAGCAAAUCUUAAGUGGAUACUCCACCAUUAAUCAUAGAAAGGAGAUCAAGUUACUUAUUUUAAAGGGCUCGAUUACUGAAGCCAUUAGCAAGAUAGGAGAAUAUUUUCCAAGUAUAUUGGAUUCUAAUAACUUACUUUAUUUCAAGCUAUUAAGACUUAAUUUAAUUGAAAUGAUUCGAAAUCAUAAACUUGAUCAAGAUAUUUCUAAUGAGAAGGAAAAGCAAUUUCUUAACGAUAUAUUAACAUUUGUGAGAGAGAAUCUAGUCAAUAAGGUGAUACAUCUGUCUAAACUAUUAAAGGAAUUAGAAAUCACCAUGAGUUUACUUUGUUUCAAUUUUGAUCCAAAGAUCAAAAAUAUUGAAGAUCAAAAAGAUUUACCUGAAGAAUUAAGACAUUUAUUUAAUCUUUCACUAAGAAACAAGUGUUAUGGAUUAGUGAAUAAGGCUAUAUUGAAUUUGAAUCGGGAAGAAAAUUUUAGGGAUAGAAAAUAUACGAGUGGGGUACAGUUUGAUAUUAAUCUGAUUCAAUGUCACAAGGAGGGCAAAAGUCAAAGUCCAUCUGGAAACCAAAAUUCCCUUAAUGAUAUUUAUAUUACAAACGAAUAUGACAUAUUAACGGGGGAUGAAGAUCUGAGUAACUAUUCUAAUACUAAUGAAGAUCAAUUGACAAAGUUACAGGAUUUAACAUUAGAAUCAAAAUUGGAAAAGAUCAUUAAACUAUGGACUAUAACAGAACAAAGAUUGGUUGAUUUGAAUAUUAUUAAGGGGAAAAGAUAUUUACUUAAUGAUGACUAA